AAAUUUACGGUAAAACAUAAUAGUUGUUCACACCAGCUUAUAUUUAGUUACGGUAAAACGUAGUCGUUCAUAAAUUUACGGUAAAACAUAAUAGUUGUUAGUUAGAUUCUGAAAUUUCCAUAGGCAAUUGAGGGGGCAAAGGACUAGAAGUGAAAGAUGAGUAUGCCAAUUGCUGCUUCUACAACAAUCAAUAAAUAUAAUCCCAGUUGCUAUGAAGGUGAAGUUCUGGACCGUCUCCUCACAGCGAUUAAAAGGGAGAUAGAGAUAGCUAGAAACUCAGGCAUAGCUAUACCUGAGAAAAUUUGGUUUAAGCAGUUCUCAGUAGGGGUGAAUGAAGUUACGCGAGUGCUUGAGAGAAUGCCCCCAAUUCCUACAAAUGAACGCUCAUCACUAUCGGCCAAAUUGCAUUCUACUCGACUUCAGGUAAUACUAAUAGCAUCUGAUUGUUAUCCGCGGUUGCUGACCAAGCAUCUGGAAAGCUUGGCUAAUUCAAAAAAGGUACCAGUUGUAUUUGUCAAAGACAAGAAAAGAGGUUCUUUGAGAUUGGGUGAACUGAUUAAACUUAAAACUGCAAUUGCCAUUGGCGUUAAGGAUAAAGGAAACCAGUUCAAUCAAUUUGUCAGCACCGAAAUGCUUUCAUAACUCUGAAUGUCGUAUUGCAACCGAGGCUUCAUACAGAGACUUUGAUCUAUUGUGUAUUGUGGAGAUGCAACUGAUAUUUUUAUUACAAACCUUGUGAAAGUGAAGUAAUAUGUAGUUCCAAGAAGCUUUUAUCAUCUUUACAAUGACAUGUACAUCAAGGAAGACUACUUACAUGGUAUUGGUGCCGAACUAUAUAACAUGUUGCAGAGGCCUGCUGAAUUAUAUAUCUUAGUGUUAGCUAA
This is a messenger RNA of Lycium barbarum (goji berry), 884 nucleotides long. RefSeq lists its product as uncharacterized. The record is from RefSeq and is a predicted model, not a curated record. Bases 157 to 642 code for a protein of 161 amino acids. Lineage: Eukaryota; Viridiplantae; Streptophyta; Magnoliopsida; Solanales; Solanaceae. The transcript has 6 exons.